ACUAGCCGCCGCCCCCACUUAUAAUAGACACAUUCUUCUUUGUUUUUGUUCAUUUUUCUUCUUCCUUAAAAAGUUCAUCUGUCUCUCCAUGGAAAACUACCAAAUGUUCUUCCCUUGUUCAUCUACAGGGCAGUCAACCUAUCCCUUUUCAACAAACACGGGAAGCUCUAAUGCUUAUCAUAAUCUUCACGGUGAGAGCUCCAAAGGGUUCAUUGGGUUGGGGACAGAGAAUCAUCAUGUUCCUAGGGAUGAAGUUAAUAAACAACUUUCUCAAAGGACUGAAAGCUUUGCCAGAGAUGAGAGUGAUGAGGUGAAACCAAGUAAAAAGAAGGGGGAGAAGAAGAUAAGGAAGCCUAGAUAUGCUUUUCAAACUAGGAGUCAGGUUGAUAUACUCGAUGAUGGUUAUAGGUGGAGGAAAUAUGGCCAAAAGGCAGUUAAGAACAACAAAUUUCCCAGAAGCUAUUAUCGGUGUACGUAUCAAGGUUGCAACGUAAAGAAGCAAGUUCAACGCCUUACCAAAGAUGAAGCCAUUGUAGUGACUACUUAUGAAGGGAUGCACACCCAUCAAAUAGAGAAGCCAACUGACAAUUUUGAACAUAUCUUGAGCCAGAUGCAAAUUUAUACUCCCUUUUGAACUCUUCAGAUUGAAUAGGUGUAAUGUAAUUAUGCAAACUUUUUAAUUUGUAAGAGACAAUACAUUUCGCAUUUACUUCCUGAUCAAAAAAUAAAAAUUAUGCUAGCAGAAAUGGCAGAGGCUGCCUACUUAUAUGUAUAAAA
Molecule: messenger RNA, 777 nt
Organism: Quercus lobata
Lineage: Eukaryota; Viridiplantae; Streptophyta; Magnoliopsida; Fagales; Fagaceae
Product: probable WRKY transcription factor 75
Exons: 2
Coding region: 89-634 (181 amino acids)
Biological process (GO): regulation of DNA-templated transcription
Molecular function (GO): sequence-specific DNA binding; DNA-binding transcription factor activity
Source: RefSeq, a predicted model, not a curated record